AUGUCAUCCGCGGUGGAAGUUAUCAUAGUUGGUGGAGCAGUCUCUGGGCUCACCUUUGCUCAUUGCCUAAGAAAAGCCGGCAUCAGCUAUGUCGUACUCGAGAGAGGAGCUGAAAUCUGUUUCGCAGGCGGUGCCAGUAUCGGCUUGAUGCCUCACGGAUUGAGAAUUCUGGAUCAGCUUGGCUUAUGUGAUCAGAUCCUUCGGUUGACGGCCCCAGUCCACUCAUCCACAAGCCGUUUGCCCAACGGUCAGAAGUUUCGAGAAUCUCGCCUUCCAGAGGAAAUACAAAAGAGGCAUGGAUACCCAACCACAUUCUUCGAGCGAGAAGAACUUUUGAAGGUCCUGUACGACAACAUCCCGGACAAAGAAAACAUACAUACCUCGCAACAUGUUACUGAUCUUGAAAUCGGUGAAAAGCUGAUCGCGGUCAAAACAAAAAAUGGACGCGUUUGGAGAGCACCCAUCGUCGUCGGCGCAGACGGAAUACAUAGUAUGGUUCGAAAGCAUGUUUGGAAAGACAUUGACCAAGGCACCGGUGGCGGCCCUUCAUCAAACGAGUCUAAAGCCAUUGUAGCGGACUACUAUUGUACAUUCGGAAUGUCCGUCUACAAGAGCGAUGACCCUGAUUUUAUCGAGGGUAGCAGUCAUGUCAAUUUUGACCAGUUCCGAUCUUCUGUUGUCAUGAACUCCUCAAGGAACAAGCAUUUUUGGUUCUUGAUUGAGAAGUUCAACGAGCGCAAGAGCUAUCCCAAUAUCCCUCGCUUUGGGGAGACGGAUAUGGAGAAUAUGGCUGCCAAGAAUAGCGAUUUGAUGGUGACAGAGCACACGUCUUUUAGCGAUUUAUGGAGGCUACGGACAAAGUGUGCGAUGGUGCCUCUUGAGGAAGUUGUUUUUGAUGUCUGGCAUUCCAACCGCUUGGUCAUUCUCGGUGACGCGGCUCACAAAGUAACUCCAAAUGCUGGGCAAGGCGGCAACUCUGCUAUCGAGAGCGCUGCUGUUCUUGCGAACUUGCUCCAUAAAGCAAAAAAGUCGCACGAGAACCUUGGAAAUAUGACCACUGCAGAAAUAACCGAGCUAUUCGAGAACUAUCACUCCAAUCGGAAGGAUCGGGUGAAAGAGAUGUCCCAGACUUCUGCAUUUCUCACACGGUUACACGCACAGGAUAACAUAAUGCUCAAGGUGAUCGGACGCCACGUUUUUCCCAUCCUGGGAGAAGAUUUCGAACUGAAUGCGAUUUCAAACUUUAUGAUCCGGGGGCCGACUCUGGAUUUUAUUCCAGUGAAGACCAAGCCCGCAUUGAUACCGUGGGAGGGUUGGACCCUGCCAGAUUCGCUCAAACCUCGAGAAAAAGUCCUUUCUAUGGUCGCGACUUUGUUUCUCCUUGCUGCCUUCAGUGGUUUAUUAAGUACCAGGACGACUGCUCAAAGAAUCCUUUAUCCUUUAUCAUCCACCGUGUCCAUUUUCAGCAGUCUCCCAAGCCCAAGGGAUAUGAAGUCACUGAACGCGGUGCUCCCUGAACUCGGUUCUGACAUCACACGCUUGUGGGCCACCAUUUGUAUUAUUCUGAAUACUCUCCCCAUGGCAGGCAUCAUCGCAUCUGAGAGCUUUAGGGUAAAGAAUUUGAGGCUCAUAUCCGCCAGGUAA
Molecule: messenger RNA, 1644 nt
Organism: Bipolaris sorokiniana ND90Pr
Lineage: Eukaryota; Fungi; Ascomycota; Dothideomycetes; Pleosporales; Pleosporaceae
Exons: 3
Coding region: 1-1644 (547 amino acids)
Molecular function (GO): FAD binding
Source: RefSeq, a predicted model, not a curated record